GUGUGUUUUACUAAAAAAUAAUUCAAUUAAACUAAAUUAUUGUAGUUAAACAAAUGUCUUUAGACUUGGCAUUGUCUUUAGAAUCAAGUGCUGUGGAAAAUAUCGAAAAUAUUCCAAAAUACUGUUAUUUUUGUAAGUUUUUGUUAGUUGAAGAAUUGUGUUUGGAAGACGACUACCGGCUGUUGCACUGUGGCAGAUGUAGUGUAAUUGGAAAAUUACAAAAAUCCUCUGAAGGUGAUACUUUGUUGGAAAAUGUACGCGUAACUAAUUUGCCAAUCGAAUUUUCACUACCCGAAGGAACCUUAAGCAUACGUCUAUUAACCUUUUCAUAUUUUGGUACUCAACUAAGCAACAAUAAAUACGUGGAAAUAACUGGAGAAUUGGUACUAUACAAUACUAAAAACCCCCAAGAUAAUAAUCACAUAUUUUUGACUUCCAAAGAUAUUGUAGAACAAUUAGCCUCCACCACAAACGAGGUGGAGCACAACAAGCUAUUCAAAUAUUUUCAUAACAAUUACAAACCAGCCAUUAAAGUUUGGUUUGUACAACCAAUUAGCAGAGCUGGUGACUUAAUACAACGCAAUUUAGAAUUAAGAAUGUUACAACAACAAAUACUAUAA
Messenger RNA from Calliphora vicina (urban bluebottle blowfly), 620 nucleotides. RefSeq lists its product as uncharacterized. NCBI's taxonomy places the organism in Eukaryota, Metazoa, Arthropoda, Insecta, Diptera, Calliphoridae. The transcript has 2 exons. Bases 54 to 620 code for a protein of 188 amino acids. The record is from RefSeq and is a predicted model, not a curated record.